CACACUGAGAGACAGACGACAGGAUACAAAGCUCACAACUUCCACUGAGAGAGAAGAAAUAAGGAGUAAGGGGAUUACUGGGAAUACUGGAAUACUGCUAUUUCCACAGAUUGCUGCACAUCUCUGACAGAGACAUUUCAAAGAUUUAGGGAACUUUCUAGAGGAUCAGCUGGCUGAUUUCCUGUCUGAAGAACCUGCUGAGUUUUCAGCCUCGCUCAGAAAUGGCUGCUCAGGUUUGUCAAGCAGAGAUGGAUUUCUUUUGUCCAAUCUGUUACAACGUCUUCACAGAUCCGGUCGUGUUGUCAUGUAGCCACAGCUUCUGUAAAGACUGUCUGCAGAGAUGGUGGGCAGAAAAACUGAUUCAUCAAUGUCCAGUUUGUAAAAGAAGAUCUUCAAGAAGUGACCCACCCUGUAACUUGGCAUUAAAGAACCUGUGUGAAGCCUUCUUACUUUCACAACUUUCUCUAGAAGAGAAAGCUUCUGCAAAGUCUGAGGCUCUCUGCAGUCUGCACUCAGAGAAACUAAGGCUGUUCUGUCUGGACCAUCAGCAGCCGGUGUGUCUCGUCUGUCGAGAUUCAAGAACACACACCAACCACAGAUUCAGUCCCAUCGAUGAAGCUGCAGAGGAUUACAAGAAGGUCCUCAUGAAAUCCCUGAAGCCCUUACAGGAGAAACUGGAGACCUUUAAUCAAACUAAAGUGAACUGGGAUCAAACAGCAGAACACAUUAAGGAGCAGACUCUACACACUGAGAUGCAGAUUAAGGAUGAGUUUAAGAAGCUUCACCAGUUUCUAGAAGAAGAAGAGAAGGCCAGGAUCACUGCACUGAGGAAGGAAGAGGAACAGAAGAGUUCCAUGUUGAAGCAGAGGAUCGUAGCUCUGAACAGAGAGAUAGCAGCUCUUUCAGACACUGUCAGGGCCACAGAGACAGAGCUGAGAGCUGGAAGUGUCUCAUUCCUGCAGAACUACAAGGCUGCAGUGAAAAGAGUCCAGCAGCGCCCCCUGCUGGAUGAUCCACAGCUGCCCUCAGGAGCUCUGAUAGAUGUGGUAAAACACCUGGGCAACCUGACCUUCAACAUCUGGAACAAAAUGAAGGAGAUGGUUACAUAUUCUCCGGUGAUUCUGGAUCCAAACACUGCAGAAUCCCACCUCUUUGUUUCUGAAUAUCUGAAAAGUGUGAGAUUCCAACAGAGAGAGAGACAGCUUCCAAAAAACCCAGAAAGAUUUGACUACUACCCCACAGUCCUGGGAUCUGAGGGCUUUGACUCUGGGACUCACAGCUGGGACGUUGAAGUUAUUAAUCAGGCAGACUGGGGAGUGGGUGUGAUUAAAGAAUCUGUCCCAUGGAAGGGAGAGAUUCUGACUGGAUACUGGGGAAUAUGGUUCUGCGAUGGUCAAUACAAAGCAUACUCUCCAUCGUUGACAGAUAAAAAUCUCUCUGUGAAGAAACCACUCCAGAGGAUCAGAGUUCAUCUGGACUGGAACAGAGGAAAGCUGUCAUUCACUGAUCUGGAUACUAACACAAACCUUUACACCUUCUCACACACUUUCACUGAGAGGCUGUUUCCAUACAUCAACACUAAAAAUACAGUGCCAAUAAGGAUAUCAGCAGUGAAAGUCACUGCACAGGUAGAGAUGUAGGCUGAUGAUGGUGACAUGUUUCAGACUAACACACUUAACCGACAUGUAUGAAGGCACUGGAGGUGUACAUGUAGAGAUGUGUAAAGAAUAGCCAUGUUUCAUAUUGCAUACAAUCACUAAAUGUUGGGCAUUUUGUGAUGGAAGUUAUUUUGAGUUUGCAUGUUAUAGGACAAAAUCCAUGUAUAAACAUGUAAAACAAAAAUUAAAUUAGGAACAAAUGAGGAACAAAUGAGGAGCUAACUGCUAGUGAAGCAUUAGUUAAUGAGUUACUUCUAAUCAAACUGUAUCCAGUGAUUUACUGGACUUUACCACUAGUUUACUACUUACUUUACUAGUUACUGGAGAAAUCAGAAGAAAGAAUUUAUAACUGAUAAAUUGUUAUUAAGUGCUUCAUUGGUUACGAUAUAAUAGGAAAUGAAGAGAUUCUAUAUUAAUAAAUCAUAAGAUAAUGACUAGUUCAUGAAUAUCUUUCAAUCAUUCAGUCAAAGCUAUUUAUUCUCUCACCUGUUUUUUACAUGUUGAUUCAUUGUUUAUGUUUUAUUGUUGGCUUCUUUAUAUUUUUUAGGUUUUCUUUUCUUGUUUUUACAUUUUGCUCUUACUUUGUGACCUUGCUCAUGUUCAGUGCACCAAAGUGUAGCCCUGUCAUAUUUCAAAUAGAAUAACAAUUUCUAAUAUUUCUGUAUGAUUUUCUUCCUGAUGAAUAUUACUCUGUAUUUGUAAAAAUAAAUAAAUAAAGUCACUAGCCUCAGA
This is a messenger RNA of Larimichthys crocea (large yellow croaker), 2390 nucleotides long. Its product is annotated as zinc-binding protein A33-like. The record is from RefSeq and is a predicted model, not a curated record. The transcript has a single exon. Gene Ontology annotation, biological process: protein ubiquitination. Gene Ontology annotation, molecular function: ubiquitin-protein transferase activity; zinc ion binding; protein binding. NCBI's taxonomy places the organism in Eukaryota, Metazoa, Chordata, Actinopteri, Sciaenidae. The coding region runs from base 222 to 1640 and encodes 472 amino acids.